GUGUGUGCAUGAGGCGUGAUAGUGUGUUGAGGAAAUACAUUAAAGCUCCCUAUCAUUUACAAGUUCUAACAAAAUGGAGGGAAGGGAUGAUUGGGAUCAAGAAGUAGACUAGACACAUCAUUGGAUUUCACAUUUCUGGAAACAAACGUGUCAAUUAUCAUUGGAGAAAAGGCUUUCCGGGCCAAGUGACUUCCUUCCCCUCAUUUGUUAUAAUCCUGUAACUCCCUUUUGCUGGAGAACUGCAUGGGUGAAUGAUAAAGUAAUACAGUCUUCAAGUAGGCUACAGUAAUAAGGAUACAAACUACGCUGGUACUGAAACAGUCACAGCUACACCAUGUUUCCUACAACCAUAUUAGCUAAGGGCACCGUAACCCCUAACACUACAGCCAGCCACACCACCGCCGCUCCCGGGUUUAUAGACCAACUACUGAACAAGAUUCCCUUGCCACGAUGGGCCAUUUACACCAUCUUUGCUGUCAUUGUCUUGAUGUUUUUGGUGUGUAUUAUCUGCAUCUGUGCGAAAUGCUGCUGCAAGAGCAAGAAAAAGACAAAAAAGAAGCCGGACAAUCAAAUCAAUCUACAAGCGGUGAAUGGUUCCUCGACUACAUCACUAGUCCAACAUGGCUCGGAUGAUGCAGGCUACGGCUCAGCUAAAAACCGGGGAAGACUGCUCUAUUCUCUGGAAUACAAGGCACAAGAGUUGACAGUGGGGCUCAAAGAGGCUGCAGCUCUGACAGCCAUGGACCGGAGUGGCACCUCUGACCCCUAUGUUAAAGUCUACAUCACUCCCAACAAGUCAAAGACAUUCGAGACUAAGGUCUACAGGAAAACCCUCAACCCUGUGUUCAAUGAACACUUCACAUUUAAGAUUGACAAGGCUGAGCUCAAUGAGUCCACCAUAGUCAUGAAAGUGUUCGACUUCGAUAGAUUCUCCAAACACGACAUCAUCGGAGAACUGAGGCUGCAGCUCGGAAUCAUCGACUGGAACCAUGUGAUCGAAGAGUGGGAAGACCUGAGAGAACCCUCCAAGUUUGAGGAUGAAAUUCUGGGGGAGAUCUGCUUCUCAUUGCGCUACGUCCCCACCACUAACAAGCUGACUGUUGUCAUCCUGGAAGCCAAGAACUUAAAGAGUAUGGACAAAGGGGGCUCAUCAGAUCCCUAUGUAAAAGUGCAGCUAGCUCUGGACAAGAAGAAGUGGAAGAGAAAGAAGACGUCUGUUAAAAAGUCCACACUGAAUCCCUACUUCAACGAAUCCUUUACGUUUGAUGUGUCGUUUGAACAAAUUCAAAGGGUUCACCUGAUGAUUUCCGUGUGGGACCAUGACAAGUUGACCAGGAACGACGCCAUAGGGAAGAUUUUCCUGGGUUGUGAUGCUGCAGGGAACCAGCUGAGGCACUGGGCAGACAUGCUGUCCAAUCCCCGUAGGCCUGUGGCUCAGUGGCACAACCUGCUUUCCAACGAACAAGUGGACUCCACCCUCGACCUCAAACACACAGUUAGGAUCCCCUUCAUCAAUAAGAACUUUUGAGAAAUCUUAGACUCGCUUGCCAGACUCAUGGCACUCAAGUGGCUGUGGGAAGAGGUUAGAGGAAAUCCUCCUCCAUGGCCCGACAUAACCAGAUUCCUCCUUCUACUUCACUAAGCUAAUAGCAGCUUGGAGGCCCUAGCACUUUUAAACGCUGCAAAAUACAGUGCCUUCAGAAAGUAUUCACAUCCCUUGACUUUUCAACAUUUUGUUGUGUUACAGCCUGAAUUUAAAAUUGAUUAUAUUGAGAUUUUUAUGUCACUGUCCUACACACGAUACCCUAUAAUUUCAAAGUGGAAUUAUGUUUUUAGAAAUAUUUACAAAAAAUAUUUUUAUGAAAAGCUGAAAUGUUUUGAGUCAAUAAGUAUUGAACCCCUUUGCUAUGACACGCCUAAAUAAGUUCAGGAGUAAAAAUGUGCUUAAGAAGUCACAUAAUAAGUUGCAUGAACUCUGUGUGCAAUUAUAGUGUUUAACAUGAUUUGUGAAUGACUACCUCAUCUCUAUAGCCCACACAUACAAUUAUCUGUAAGGUCCCUCAGUCGAUUUGUGAAUUUCAAACACAGAUUUAACCACAAAGACCAGGGAGGUUUUCCAAUGCUUCUCAAAGAAGGGCACCUAUUUGUAGAUGAGUAAAACCUUCUUUUUUUUUAAGCAGACAUUGAAUAUCCUUUUGAGCAUGGUGAAAUUACACUUUGGAUGGUGUAUUAAUACACCCAGUCACUUUAAAGAUA
Molecule: messenger RNA, 2256 nt
Organism: Salmo salar (Atlantic salmon)
Lineage: Eukaryota; Metazoa; Chordata; Actinopteri; Salmoniformes; Salmonidae
Source: RefSeq, a predicted model, not a curated record